CUUACAAGAGGGAAGACUCCCCUAAUCUUGUCUGUCAACGAAAUGGCGCAAAUCGAAACCCUAGGCAUUCUCCAAGAGAUCCAAGCUCUCGUCUCUGAUCAACUUAAAGUGGUCUACAGUGUGCAAGCUAGCAUCCCGGAAGACCCAGCUUCACUCUGGAAUGCUGAAUAUGUACAGGCAGAAGAGCUCUUCAAGCAGCCGCAUACUUUUGAUAAUUUCUUGAGAGACAACAGGUUCUGUGGGAUUUCUAAUUCUUUUGUAAAGUGUAAUGUUGAGGGAAGCUCAACAAGCAUUGCUGCUCCACAGCCCAAAAGUGAGGCAAUUGCUGGCUCCUCUAGGCAUACUUUUACUUCUGCUGUGUCAGCACCUCAGCAAAAUAAAGUUCAACAAUAUAGCCCAAAGGUUGGCCCUCAGUCUUUGAAUGUGGUAAAAGAUGUCAAAAAUGAAACGAAUAGCAAAGCAGAUAAUGAACAGUCUACCAAAGCUUCUAUGGAUAAAGAGAAAGUCAUUCCGAUGCCCACUAAUAAAAAGAAAAGCCAAAAUGACAAUAAUUCAUCUGGAACUGGAAGUUCCUUGGCAAAUUUAUGGGGCCGUGCAGCCGUAAAGUCAAAGCCCAAUUCUGCACCAGCGUAUGACAAUAAGUCUAUCACAGAUCCCACUGGUAAUGCAGAUGCUCAGAUACAUUUUCUUGAAGCUGUUGAUAACCGAGAUAGUGAUGAUGAAGACGCUCAAGAUGUCAAUUUAACGAGGGCUUCCAAUGGUGAGGACAGUAGGAAAAGGAGGUUAGUCUUAGAUUACUCGGAUGAUGAGUAUGAAGAUGCUGUUAGUUUAGCAUCACCUGAUAUUUCAGGACAGUCAAGUCUGGGCACAAAAGGAAAUUGUAAACCACUAAUUCCAGAGAAACCCAGCUUAGUACUGAACAAGGAGAAAGAAAAUGAACUGAAGGAAGAAAAUGAACCAAAGGUCAAGGAAGAAAUGUCAACUAACUCCAACCAAUUGCAUCAGGACGAUUCUUUGGUUUUAAGAAAAAGUAUGAAGAGUGACAUUUCCUCUUCCGAGAAGAUCCAAAAUGGUGUUUCUGCAAAUGAUAUAAAUAAGGAGAAACCAACUGAAGCUGCUAAUAAUUCACCUAAACGGAGAAAAGUUUUGAAGACAAGGAUAGAUGAGCGUGGAAGAGAAGGUAAAAAUAAAAAAGUUGUUUGGGUCUUUACAUUAAUAUCAUUUGCAUUAGAUUACUUGUAAUGUUGAAAGUCUUGUUACUUACAACUUCUUGUACACAACAGAUGAAACUUCAGUUUCAUUGGUGUUUAAUUUUUCAGUUUAAAUUCCUUUGUAUCUUUUUCUGACUGCAUGUUGCCCUACAUUUGUGUUCUUGGUCAGUUCGGUUAGAGUUGGAAGAAUGUUAU
Molecule: messenger RNA, 1406 nt
Organism: Carica papaya (papaya)
Lineage: Eukaryota; Viridiplantae; Streptophyta; Magnoliopsida; Brassicales; Caricaceae
Source: RefSeq, a predicted model, not a curated record